AUAGUGCUUGCCAGCUCGCAGAUGAUCACCAGAUCUACGCCAGACCCGCUUAUGACGUAUGGCUCUUUUCAAGAACUGAUCGCGUCGCUACGCAUCUUUGCUCGACCAGCGGCCGGGUCGAAUUUAUCAACUCUUCGCAUAUCCAUUGAGCAUUGUCGCCACUGUCGUACAGCCGUGGGGUCACUGUUGGCGACAGCAGCGAUGAUGGGCGAACUCGCAGCGACAUUUGCGAAGCUUGCUGCGUUUCGCUUCCCGAGUCGCCAUACAGAUGCAAUUCUCUCGUACCGAUUGGACCACUUCCGUUGCAGUUCCCUCCUCGCCCGACUCAGUCGCGUGCGAGCAAAGAUUCCUCCGAUAUGUUUGCCUGUCAAGAACUCCGUCAUACUCCCGUACGCUUACUUUAAAACCGCCGCCAUGUGCAGCCAUGGAGUCAUUAGGUUCAAUCCGCUGCUCUGCUCAGUAUCAAACAGCCAUCCCCGGCAGCCAUCCACCUCGAUCCGCCUCUCGAUCCAUCUUUCGCUCACCCUCGUUUUCCAUCUCUCAUGGCGUGGGGCAAUCGCUUGCUGUCACUGGCCGCGCUGGCGGUGGGGCUGCUGGCCGUCGCAGCGUGUGGAGCGAGGGACAUGAUCAAGGGAGCGACUGACGUCGCCGCAAAGGAGCCUCCUGAGGGAGGCAAGGGCGUGGCCGGCCAGCAGAGGAAGGGCGCUCGCAUUCUGGCCGCUGAGACUUUCUCUCAGCGCAGCCCGCUGCCAGACUACCUCUCCCACAUCCCCCGCCGCAAGGCCCUUGCUACCA
Closterium sp. NIES-67 is the source of this 795-nucleotide messenger RNA. The record is from the annotation of a GenBank genome assembly. Lineage: Eukaryota; Viridiplantae; Streptophyta; Zygnematophyceae; Desmidiales; Closteriaceae.